Ostrea edulis (European flat oyster) is the source of this 5535-nucleotide messenger RNA. RefSeq lists its product as uncharacterized. Gene Ontology annotation, molecular function: nucleic acid binding. Gene Ontology annotation, biological process: DNA integration. The transcript is spliced from 4 exons. The record is from RefSeq and is a predicted model, not a curated record. NCBI's taxonomy places the organism in Eukaryota, Metazoa, Mollusca, Bivalvia, Ostreida, Ostreidae. The coding region runs from base 1 to 5535 and encodes 1844 amino acids.
AUGGCAACAGAGAAACCUGAAACCAGGGAUCCUGAAAUUCAAGGACCACGGAUGGUGCGGCAUACAGAGAAGGCCAAAAUAUUGUUUGACGAACAAUUUGUUAAUCUUCGGGAUAAAUUUGUGACAUCAUGCAGGGAUAUAGAGGACAUAAUCGAUUCGUUUGAUAGUGAGUGUUUUGAUAGAACAUAUCUUCGUAAGAUGGAAGACAAUAUGAACAGUGCAUUUAAGCGAUUCAUACUUAUGUCACAGAAUUUCAUGAAUUUCCUAGGAAAUGCUAAAACAGAACGAUCUUUCAAGGAAAUGGACGCACAUUUAAGACAGAUAACAAGUAUUCAGAAGCAUCGCAAAGCAAAAAGAAUCCAUGCAGACAAGCAACAUGUACGUCUAAAAUUUCUUGAGGAACAAGCUACCCUAGAAAAACAGAAAGUGUCAGCAGAAAUAGACAUAAAGCUCUCUCGUGAAAAGGAGCCUGCUGCAGUUGCACAAGCUGAGGCAGUUGCAUUUGAGCAGUAUGAAACUGAUAGUGUUUGUGACAGUUUUAGAAUUAAAAAAGAACUUGAUACUGCAUGUAUUAACUUGGAGAAAACUUCCCGAACUGAAGACUAUGUCAAAAGUCAGGCGACAUACGCUAGUGAUUGUGCUUCUCACCCCGACACCAAAGACAUUCCUCGGACUUUAUCUCAUAAAUUUAAUCCUAAUGCUAUUCCAUACGAAGGACCCAUAACACAGAAUCAGCAUUCUGUUAUUCAGGAUAUGAGCAACUAUUUGCUUAAAAAAGACUUAUUAAUGCACAGAUUUAGUGCCUUCGACGAUUCCGCCAUAAAUUUCACAGCUUGGAAAGUAAGUUUCCUUAGUAUUAUUAAAGAACUUAAGGCUACUCCCCUUGAGGAACUUGAUUUACUUACCAAGUGGUUGGGCCAGGAGUCCAAAAAAUUUGCAUUGUCUAUCAGAACAGCGAACGUGUGCGAUCCUCAAAGAGGACUUGAUUUGAGAUGGAACAGAUUAGAGGACAGGUAUGGGAAACCAGAAAUGGUUGAAGCAUCAUUAAAAUCGAGGUUUCAAGAUUUUCCUAAGAUAACGGAAAAUGAGCUCCGUCGGCUCUAUGAUUUGCUGGACAUUUUAUACGAGAUCGAAUCAAACAAGAGUGACACAAGCUAUUCAUUACUACUCGCAUAUUUUGACUCGUCAUCAGGAGUUUUACCUAUCGUUACCAAACUUACGCAUCAACUCCAAGAAAAGUGGGCUUCCAGAGCUUCUCAGUACAAGCGAAUUCAUAAAGUAGCCUUUCCCCCAUUUUCAUUUUUCAUCACCUUCAUUCAGGAAAUGUGUGAUCUUAAAAAUGACCUCGGACUUUCAGUAAAUCAGAAAAUUCAGAACGAGAAGAAGACUACUCGUGUCAUUACUCGUGCUUCACACAUUGAGGAGGAAACUUCACCUCCAAAGGCUCAUGGUAAACGAUGUCCCAUACAUAAAGCCGAUAUUGCUUUAGACGAAUGCAGAGUAUUUCGUGAUAUGACUUUAGAUAAGAAGCGUGAAACUGUCAUGCACUACAACUUGUGUCUUCAAUGUUUCAAGGGUAAACACAAGGCAAAUAAAUGCAAAUCGAACGUGAAAUGUGAAAAAUGUGGCAGUCGUUUUCAUAUGACAAUUAUGCACUACGACAGUGAGCGAAAACCAAAAGUAGAUCAUCAGGAUCAUGGCGGGGAGACUACUCCAAUGGCUAUAAAUCAAACCAUACAAAAUCGUUGCACACAACUUUGUGGAAAAAUCGAAGGAGGAAGAUCCUGUGGAAAAAUACUCCUAGUGAACGUAUAUCCGUCAAAUGAACCUGAAAGGGCUAAAAGAAUGUAUGCUCUUAUUGACGAUCAAAGUAAUAAGACACUUGCAACGCCUAAAUUCUUUGAUUCAUUCGACUUGGAAGGACAAACAUGUAUGUACACACUAUCAUCAUGUAAUGGAACCAUAACCAUUACUGGAAGGACAGCAGAAGGAUUUGUUAUAGAAACUGUAUCGGGAGAUCAAAGACUUAAAUUACCUAAAGUCAUAGAGUGUGACGAAAUUCCAAAUAAUAGGUCGGAGAUACCUACACCUGACAUCGCAGAGGCUUACUCUCACCUUCGAUAUAUUUCAUCACUCAUACCCGAAUUUGACAAUUCUGCGGAAAUUUCAUUGCUGAUAGGAAGAGAUAUGACUCAGGUUCAUCAUGUUUUGUCACAGAGAAUUGGUUCUCCAAACGAACCAUUCGCACAGAGGCUUAUUUUAGGAUGGACAAUUAUUGGCGAAGUGUGUUUGGGAAAAUCUCAUAUUCCAAAGUCGGUCAACGUAAGAAAAACAGUAAUUCACGAUGGCCGUAAUACCAUGUUUGAUCCAUGUGACUCUCAAUUCACCAUUACAGAGAAAACAUCAUUUCAUCAAGAUGUAUUUGCAACGACUCCAUUUGAUGAAACACCAGAACUUUCUACAGACGAUCGAGUCUUUCUUGAUAUCAUGAGCAAGGAACGGCAUGUAGGACCAGAUGGCAAAUGGACCGCCCCUUUGCCAUUUCGACCUGAUAGACCUGCAUUACCUAGCAACCGUGCUCAAGCCUAUCGAAGGGCUGUGAUAUUGGACAAGUCAUUUCAGACCAACCCAUCAAAGAAGGACCAUGCUAUGGAAUUUAUGAACAAUAUAUUUAAGAAGGGACAUGCGGAGAUUGCACCCCCUCUACAACCAGAUGAAGAACAUUGGUUUUUGCCAAUAUUUGGUAUUUAUCACCCGAUGAAACUCGGAAGGAUUCGUAUGGUUUUCGAUUCGUCUGCGAAAUAUCAAGAUUUGUCUUUGAAUACAGUGCUUCUAUCUGGACCAAAUAUGACCAACAGUCUCAUUGGAGUAUUAAUGAGAUUUCGCAUGGAAAGCUUUGCAAUAACUGCAGAUAUUGAACACAUGUUUCAUUGUUUUGCCGUAUCCUCACACCAUCGAAAUUACCUUCGUUUUUUCUGGUACACGGACAAUGACUCAGAUAAACCCCUUACAGAAUACCGAAUGUGUGUCCAUGUAUUUGGCAAUACACCUUCCCCAGCUGUUGCCACCUUUGGCCUUCGACAAGCAGCUAUCACUGCAGGACCGGAAUUUGGAAAGGAUGUUUAUGAAUUCAUACAGAGGAAUUUUUAUGUGGAUGAUGCUCUUGUUUCAUCACCAAGUACACAUGAAGCAGUGGAUUUAUUACAACGUACACAACAAGCACUGAUGACCCAUGGAGGACUUAGAUUGCUCAAAAUUGCAUCACGUAAUCCUACGUUGAUGCAACAUUUUCCUACUAAAGACUUAGCAAGGGAUCUCAUAGAUCUAGAUUUUACCAAGGAGGAGCUACCUGAGCAAAGGAGAUUAGGUCUAGUAUGGGAUCUGCAAACUGACUCAUUCGGAUUCAGAUUGAAUUUGGAAGAAAGGCCAUAUACUCGCAGAGGGGUACUUUCAUGUGUAAACAGUCUUUAUGACCCUCUUGGCUUUAUCGCUCCGAUAACCAUUCAAGGGAAAAUACUCUUAACAGAGAUGAUGCAAUCACCAUGUAUAGAUUGGGAUGCUGACUUACCCGAAGAAUAUCUUUCGACAUGGCUUACAUGGACACACUCGCUGAGCAUUAUUGAAGAUUUGAAGGUUCCCCUGAAAUACUUAUCCAUUGGAUUUUCAGAACUUGGGAACAAACAAGUUUUGAUAUUCUCGGAUGCAUCAGAAUUAGCUAUAUCGGCUGUAGCUUACCUACAUGAUAACAGAGACAGCUCCCUAGGAUUCAUCAUAGGAAAAUCUAAAGUUGCUCCAAGGCUAGCUUCUUCUGUGCCAUGUUUUAAGAUAGUAUUAGGAUACAUCCACAACCACACUAAGAGAUUUCUUACUUAUGUGAGUAACAGGAUUCAGCGCAUCCUCAACUUUACCUCAGCAGAUCAUUGGAACUUCAUUGCAACCAAUCAAAAUCCUGCCGAUCACGGUACUAAGCCUACCUCUGACAGAGCUGUCUACGACUCAUGGAUUUGUGGACCUGUAGAAUGGCUACAAUUUCAGGACAUAAACUCAAUUCAAACUCCAAUGUUUGAACUUGUAGAACCGAACUUGGACAAGGAAAUAAAGAGAAGGAAACGGCGCAGUGAGAAUGACAAACAGUUAGGAGAUACAGAGGAAGACAAGAUACAUGCUCGCAAGGACGCGGAGGAAUUCAUAAUUCGCUUAAUUCAGAGUGAAAAUUUUGGAAAGGAAAGAGCUGCACUUAAAGAUGGCAAAAUACUCCGUAAGGAUAGUUGGAUUUCUAAACUGGAUCCAUUUUUGAACAAUAAGGAUAUAUUGCAAGUUGGUGGCAGACUGCGACAUUCUGAAUUUGACCUGGGUGAAAGAAAUCCAAUUCUUAUGCCUGGAAAACAUCGUGUUUCAAGACUGUUAGUUGUACACCAUCAUGAGGAAACACACCACCAAGGUCGCCAUAUAACCGAAGGUGCCAUAAGAAAUGCGGGAUGGUGGAUUACAGGUGCCAAACGUUUGAUAUCCUCCAUAAUACAUAAGUGUGUGAAGUGUAGAAGAGGACGCGGGAAGUUUCUCAACCAGAAAAUGGCUGAUCUUCCACCUGAGCGUUUGAAAUCAUCGCCUCCUUUUACUUAUGUUGGAAUUGAUUGUUUCGGUCCAUGGAAUGUGACAACGAGAAAAACACGUGGCGGCAGCGCAGACUCCAAGAGAUGGGCUGUGCUCUUUACAUGUUUGUGUUCAAGGGCUGUACAUAUAGAAGUGAUUGAACAAAUGAGUACACCGUCAUUUAUUAAUGCCCUAAGACGUUUCUACGCAACCCGUGGUGCUGUAAAAGAAUUCUACUCAGACAAAGGAACGAACUUCAUUGGAGCUGUCCGUGAACUCGGAAUCUGCUCAAUAAAUGUGGAGGAUCCCCCUAUUCAGAACAUGUUAACAGAAAGAAACACUGUGUGGAAGUUUAACACUCCCUACUCUUCACAUAUGGGAGGAACAUGGGAACGCCUCAUAGGAAUCAGACGUCGCAUUUUAGAUGCCAUACUACUUGAAGUAAAACACACCAAGCUAACACACGAAGUGCUCUGUACAUUUUUUGUCGAGGUUGUUAAUAUUAUCAACAAUAGACCUCUCAUACCGGUGUCUAGUGAUUCCGAUUUACCAUCCGUACUUACUCCGAAUGUUUUGUUAACACAGAAGAUUGGGGACGUGUCCGAUGCCCCUUUGAACCUUAAUGUGCGCGAUUUAUACACUUCCCAAUGGAAGAUUGUCCAAGUCCUUGCUGACAGGUUUUGGGAACGUUGGCGCAAACAGUAUUUACAGUCUCUACAGUCGCGCAACAAAUGGAAGGAGGUCAAACCAAAUAUUCAAGUUGGUGAUGUCGUCAUUCUAAAGGACAAUGAACAGCAUAGAAACCUUUGGCCUCUAAGUCGCGUUACCCGAGUGUUCCCUAGUAGGGAUGACCUAGUUCGCAAAGUGGAAGUUGUCACCUUCGCAGAUGGAAUUAAACAUACUUAUGUCCGACCAAUUACUCAUGUGAUUCCACUACUUUGA